Molecule: messenger RNA, 6692 nt
Organism: Sarcophilus harrisii (Tasmanian devil)
Lineage: Eukaryota; Metazoa; Chordata; Mammalia; Dasyuromorphia; Dasyuridae
Product: mitogen-activated protein kinase kinase kinase kinase 4
Exons: 31
Coding region: 23-5188 (1721 amino acids)
Biological process (GO): protein phosphorylation
Molecular function (GO): ATP binding; protein kinase activity
Source: RefSeq, a predicted model, not a curated record
GGUCCCGACCCCGACCGCAGCAAUGGCCAUGGCUAGAGUCUCGUCGCCCCGGAGCCUGGACCACAUCGACCUGUCCACUCUGAGGGAUCCGGCGGGGAUAUUUGAACUAGUGCAAGUCGUUGGAAAUGGCACCUAUGGACAAGUCUAUAAGGGUCGCCAUGUGAAGACUGGACAGCUAGCAGCCGUCAAAGUCAUGAGUGUUACAGAGGAUGAAGAAGAAGAAAUCAAAAUGGAAAUCAACAUGCUUAAGAAAUAUUCCCAUCACAGGAACAUUGCGACCUACUAUGGUGCAUUCAUAAAGAAGAAUCUUUCUGGUCACGAUGAUCAGCUCUGGCUGGUGAUGGAGUACUGUGGAGCAGGCUCAGUGACUGAUUUAGUGAAGAAGACCAAAGGUAACUCCUUUAAAGAAGACUGGAUUUCUUACAUCUGCCGUGAGGUCCUUCGGGGUCUUUCCCAUCUUCAUAUGCACCAUGUCAUUCAUCGGGACAUCAAAGGACAAAAUGUCCUCCUGACUGAAAACGCUGAAGUAAAACUGGUGGAUUUUGGAGUGAGUGCCCAGCUGGACCGGACCGCCGGUAGAAGGAACACCUUCAUUGGGACGCCAUAUUGGAUGGCGCCAGAGGUGAUUGCAUGUGAUGAAAACCCUGACUCGACCUACGAUUACAGAAGCGACUUGUGGUCCCUUGGAAUCACCGCCAUGGAAAUGGCCGAGGGCGCUCCGCCCCUCUGUGAUAUGCAUCCCAUGAGAGCUCUCUUUCUCAUCCCCCGGAAUCCUCCUCCCAAACUGAAAUCUCGAAAAUGGUCUAAGAAGUUCCUCAACUUUAUCGAAAAUUGCUUGGUUAAAAAUUACAUACAUCGUCCCUCCACCGAGGCUCUGUUGAGGCAUUCGUUCAUUCGAGAUCUGCCAAAUGAACGACAAGUCCGGAUCAUGCUCAAGGAUCAUCUGGAUCGAACCAAGAAGAAGAAAAGCGAUAAAGAUGAAACUGAAUAUGAAUACAGUGGAAGUGAAGGUGAAGAGGAGGAAGAGGAAGAGGAAGAGGAGGAAGAGUUAAAUGAAGACCAAGGAGAGCCCAGCUCCAUAGUGAAUCUUCCUGGUGAAUCUACCCUCCGAAGAGAGUUUCUCAGACUGCAGCAGGAAAACAAGAAAAGCCCACUUUCCAAGGAGCAACAACUGAAACGAGAACAGCAGCAGCAACAGCAACUGAUGUGGCAACGUUUGGAGAAGGAGCAGAGAGAACUACAGCAGAAGCAGCAAGAUCUGCAGCAGAAGCAGCAAAAUCUACAGCAGAAGCAGCAAGAUCUAAGGCAGAAGCAGCAAGAUCUGCAACAGGAGCAGCAAGCUCUGCAGAAGGAGCAGCAAGCUCUGCAGAAGGAGCAGCAAGCUCUGCAGCAGGGCCAGAAAGUUUUGCAACAAGAGAAGCAAACUCUGCAGCAGAGCCAGCAAGACUUGAAACAGGAGCAGCAAGCUUUAGAGCUGGACCAGAAAGAUCUGCAGCUGGACCAGGAAGCUCUGCAGCAGGACCAGAAAGCCCUGCAGCAGGACCAAAAAGCCCUGGAGCAGGACCAGAAAGCCCUGCAGCUGGACCAGCAAGCCCUGCAGCCAGACCAGCAAGCCCUGCAGCCGGACCAGAAAGCUCUGCAGCCAGACCAGAAAGCUCUGCAGCAGGAGAAACAGGCACCAGAGCUACUGCCUAAGCCUCAGAAACCUCCGCUAUUGCCAAAGCUGCAACUACCACAGCAACCAGAGCAUCAUCAGGAACAGCAGCCACCAAAACAGGAGCAGCAGCUACCAAAGCAGGGACUGCAGCCACCAAAGCAAGAGCAGCAGCCACCAAAGCAGGAGCAGCAGCCACCAAAGCAGGGGCUGCAGCCGCCAAAGCAAGAACAGCAGCCACCAAAGCAGGGGCAGCAGCCACCAAAGCAGGAGCAGCAGCCACCAAAGCAGGGGCUGCAGCCGCCAAAGCCUGAGCAGCAGCCGCCAAAGCCGGGGCAGCAGCCGCCAAAGCCGGGGCAGCAGCCGCCAAAGCCGGGGCAGCAGCCGCCAAAGCCGGGGCAGCAACUGCCAAAGCCGGGACAGCAGCUGCCAAAGCAGGCAUCCCGACAGCAGGUACAGCAAUCUCCAGACCAUCAUUGGUUGCAUUUUCCACCAAAGCCCAACCAUCACCACACACAGCUGCUACCAAAGCAUCUAGCCUAUUUCCAGAUACAGCAGCCACCACAUAUGUCAACCCAUCACCACACACAGCUGCUGUCCAAACAUCACCUACAGCAACCACCAAAGGUGUCGGUCCAUUACCAGUCCCAGCAUCCACCAAAAGUGCUAGUCCAUCACCAGGCGCAGCAGCCACCAAAGGUGCCGUCCCAUUACCAGUCCCAGCAGCCACCAAAAGUGCCACCCCACCAGCAGGCCCAGCAGCCACCCAAGGUGCCACCCCAUCUCCAGAUGCAGCAGCCACCAAAGGUGGUGCUCCACCAUGUUCCUCAGCCACUAAAGGUGACAGUCCAUCACCUGACUCAGCCAUCACCAAAGUCUCUCCAGCUGCCAGCUUAUCACCAGGGGAAGCAACUAUCUCAUCCCCAGUCGCCACAGCAAUCAGCUCAGCAGCUGACCCAUCGCCAGUUGAGGCAGCCAUAUCAACAGCCCCAACAACCAACCCAGCAGCUUUCACAGCAAGUGGCCCAGGUGAAACAGCGUCCACAGCAGACACAACUGCAACCAAAGCAACAACAGCAGCAGUUCAAAGACCAGGAUAAGACCAAGGAUCCAGUCCUGACUGAGUGGCAGAAAAGCAAGGAGCAACAGAAAGAGCAGAAUAAGAAACCUGAGGAUAAAAAAGCAGAAGAUGCUCCACAGGUUAAAAGAUAUCAUCGAACCCUUCCCAAAGAUCAAGCUCAGCUCUUAUUUCUACAAUAUGAUCACAAGCCACAGAACAAAGAAACUUCAAAGGCUUUGAAAAAGACUCCGACUUCUUCCCCAAGCACUUCAAAGAAAGAGAUGAACACUAAGACAAAGAAAUCUGAUGGUGCCCAGACACCUUUUAAUUGGACCCUUGCUCUUGCCCAUGACUCUGCCCCCCAAAUUCGAGUGAUUUCUGGCAGUAGCUCUAGUCCUUGUACACCAGCUUUGCAGAGGACAGGAAUAACAAAGAAUGAGAACCUUCGACUGAGUAAAGAAAACCAGCACAGCUACUCCCUCUCGGACAUGGCCAUCAGACCUAAAACCGCGGGGCAAGAUGAUGUCUUUAGCAGCAUUUCCCCAGCUGAAGAUCAGCCUCCAAAGGUCCCAGAAAGAACGACCUCAAGAUUCCGCAGCAAGGAUAUCAUCAACCAGGCCCGUCGCCACCCAAUUAGUUCACAGCAGCCGUCCUCUGGGGGAUGGGCUCAGAAGCCAAAGAGUGGCAGUAAAGUCACUGGCAACAGACAGUGGGCAAUGGAAUGUCGUGUGACCAACAGACCAACAUCAGGCUCUUCCAGGCAUGAACUUCCCCUGACCAGAGUCCUGGAGCCACUGUACAAAAAUGGUGAACGUCCCCCUCCACCGGUGCAGAUCCUAACUCCUGGUUUCUUUAGGGGAAAAGAUAUCAGACUGUUCUUAAACGCCUCUGAAUUUUCAUCCUCCAGUGAUGAAAUUUUUAGCAGUGAUGAGGAAGAAUACGGUUAUCCAAGGCACCCCUUAAGCAAUGGAGGAUUGAAUUUCUCCAGGAGAAGGGCCCCAAAGGGACAAGAGAUGAAAGCCAAAAGCAGAGGAGUAGAAUCGAAGGUUUUUUGUUGCUGUUAUGAAGAUGGUCAAUCAAAAAGAAGCAUUUGGUCAAACGUGACUUUACUGUCAUCCUCACGUAUGAUGACAAGCUCUAAGAACAAGACAUCCAAGAGCAUCUCCUCUUCCACUUCAUCAUUCACCUCGUUUUUCGAUCCCAGACUUCUACAGUUCACGCCUCCUAUCAGCCCUUCAAGACGCAUCUUUGGCUCCUGUGAAGAGAAAUCUGGAUUUCGUCGUAGGAAAUCGAGGAAAACCUCUGUUGUCAACGUCAAUCCUAUCAACGCUCGCCCCCACAGCGACAGUCCUGAAAUCCGCAAAUACAAAAAGAAGUUCAGCUCAGAGGUCCUCUGUGCAGCUUUGUGGGGUGUCAAUCUGCUGGUAGGAACGGAGAAGGGGCUGUGGCUGCUGGACAGAAGUGGCCAAGGAAGAGUUUACUCUCUGAUAAAUAGACGCCGAUUCCAGCAAAUCGAUGUCCUGGAAGGGCUCAAUGUGCUGAUUACCAUUUCAGGAAAGAAGAAUAAGCUGCGAGUGUACUACUUGUCCUGGCUGAGAAACAAGAUUCUGCGUAAUGAUCCUGAGAUGGGAAAGAGGCAAGGUUGGAUCUCUGUGGGAGACCUGGAAGGCUGUGUGCACUACAAAGUUGUUAAAUAUGAGAGAAUCAAAUUUCUUGUCGUCGCUUUGAGGAAUUCAGUUGAGGUCUAUGCGUGGGCACCAAAGCCAUACCACAAGUUUAUGGCCUUUAAGUCGUUCCCCUCCCUUUAUCAGAAGCCUCUGGCAGUUGACCUCACAGUGGAAAAUGGACAGAGACUGAAAGUGAUCUACGGCUCAGUAGCAGGAUUCCAUGCCAUUGAUGUUGAUUCUGGGAUGGUUUAUGACCUAUACCUACCAACUCAUCUCAUGGGAGUACCAAGGCAGCACAUUAAAAUCACUCUCCGCCUCUGGAUCCCAGUUUUAGUUUUGCGGAUAGUAGCAGCCGAGACAUGGACUCAAGCACUCGGCCUGAGUGCUCUCGGUUUGGCAAGGACGGCUCCUGCCCUCUCUGUGGUGAUCCCAGGAACCAUUCAACCACAUACUAUCAUCAUCCUGCCCAAUACCAGUGGCACAGAGCUUCUGCUCACCUACGAAGAUGAAGGCGUCUAUGUUGACAUAUAUGGACAUUUCACCAAGGAAUCAAUUUUGCAGUGGGGAGAAACUCCAGCAUGUGUGGCCUAUCUCCAGUCAAACCAGGUCAUGGGCUGGGGAGAAAAAGCAAUUGAGCUCCGCUCUGUAGAAGCUGGAAACCUGGAAGGAGUGUUCAUGCACAAGAAAUCCCAGAAGCUCAAAUUUCUGUGUGAACGAAAUGACAAGGUAUUCUUUGCCUCUGUCCAAUCUGGCUCCAGUCAGAUUUAUUUUAUGACCCUUGGGCAAAAUACGCUCUUCAACUGGUAAAAGCCGGAAGAAAUGGUUGGAUAUUUCCAGAGAUUGAAACCAUGUCAAAUACAAUGAAGUUUGCACACAUGCACACAUUUGCACUUUUCAUCUGCAAAUAUCUUGUCAUUCAUUCAGUUAUCUUUCCGUUCUAUUGUUCAGGAAAAUGAUGAAAACAAACUUUCAGCUUAUAAUGUAGCAUAGAGUAAUUCCGAUGAGAAAUGUAGCUCAUAGAGAAUUAUUGCAAGCUCUAUAUACUCUCAAAGGGGUGUGCUCUCUUUUAUAGAAUUAUUUUAAGCUUUAUUACUUUAACUUUUGAUGUAUUAACCUUUAUUUACUUAGUAACUCUGUGUGGAUUUUACAGUGUAGGAUUCGUAAAAACCUGCUGCAAAUUUUAUUCCAGGCAAUUUUGGGAACUAUUGGCAUUGUUUUCUCCCCAGAAGAAAAAAAAAUUAUGCAAAUCAGAAUUAAUUUUUUGAAAGGUAGAACCAAAUGCUAAGUCAUAAGAUAGGGAUAAAAAAGAAACGAUAUCAUGAACUAAACAAAGGUAGUGCUUUCAUUUCAAAAGCACACAAUAACAGAACAGGAAAACGUUAAUCCUUUUCCUCCUUGCAGAGUUUAAUGAUGUAGACAUUGAACUUUGCCAAGACACAGAGUAAUAAUUAUCUAUCUAUAUUAGUUUUUCCCCAUAUUAUACCCAUUUCCCUGUAGUGUAGAGACUUUUCCUCUGAUACUUGGUCUCCCGUGAUCCUUAGCACCUCUCAUUGAUGGUUUAAAAAAAGAGGCUCUCAAAUGUUGCAUAGGCAACGGCUGCGUUGACAACUCACGAAGGAUAUACUUGUAUUCUUGGCCUGCUAGACAGAAACUACAAAAUUUUAAAUUGGGUAUGUAUUAAAGUCUCACCCCAAAGAAAGACCGACAUCACACUUCUGAUCUGUUCUACGUUCAAAAUUGCCCUCCAAUUAUUGAAAACAGCUGAAAUCUAUUCCUGAUGAUUGUUGAGUAGAAGAAAGUCAAUAUAGUGAAUUAGAUCGAGUCUGGGCCCUAAAAAAACCUGCAAAUGACACUUAGCUGGGAGUGCCUGGACAAGUCACUUAAUCUCCUUGAGUCUUGGGCAAUUCUAGAUCUGUAGUCAGGAGAUUGGAGUUCGGAUUCCGCGUCUGCCAUUUAACACCUAUGUGACCUUAGAGAAAUCACUUAUCUUUCCCUAGGUCUCACUUUCCCCAUGUUCUGGGGUCCUUCUAGCUCUAGAGCUAGAAUCCUAUGACUACAAAUUAUGAAUUGUUCAAGCAGAGAGAAUUUCCAUACAAUUAUAGUCACCUAUUAUUGACUAAAGUGAGGCAGAUGGCCUUGCCCAGCCCUCCCUCACUUAAACCCAAAUCACUUGCAUGCCAUGGCCUUCAAGAAUGAAGGACAAACAACAAUCGCUAAGUAUUAGCUGUCGUUUGUGUCUUAUAAAUCAGGCCACUCCAACAUGUGUGUCAAGGCUACUGGUUGUCUUUUUACAGCUAUGCACGUUGCCAAA